GCCCGGAUGGAAAAAGGAAGCUGGAAGUGGGUCGGUGCAAGCAGCAGCAGUAGCAGCAGCGGGGGAGCGUGGCGGGAUGUUUUCCAACCGGGUGCUAUGAUUCUCCCUCUGCGAGGGGUGUGAGCCUUUGCUGCUUUUGUGCACCUCUCUGGGACACAUGGCCUUGAACAGGAGGAGUGAAGUGUUCCAGAAGAAAGUCCUGGAAAAACUCUUCCCUGCUCCUGAUGUAGUUUCUUCAAGCGUAGAAAGCACUGCUCUUUUGAAAGGUGCAGUUGCAACUCAGGAAGAGUCAACGAAUGUGGCAGCUUUGGAAAAAGAUUCCAGGGUCCAAGACAAGACAAGUGUGAUUCUACCUUCAAGAAAACUAUACACGGUGACUCUCCCUCCUGAAGGUUAUGAACCAGUUGCUACUAAUGAAAAUGGUAAAGGAUCUUCUGAAAGUGGUGCUGAGGACAGUAAUACUGGUGUUCCAGAGGAGAAUGAUAAAGAGCAACAUCCAAGAAAGCGUCGGAGGAAAAAACGAAGGAACAUUUUUCAAACUCCUGCUGAUGGACAUGGAAGUCCAGCAAAAUGUGGAGGGCUUGAACACCCGAUUGGAGAUAACUUGCAACUGCAACCCAGGGAUUCUCCAAACUUGACCCAAAACCAAAAGAGGAAAAUGAAAAAGAAGCGGCGAAAGGAAAAAAUGAGAGCAGCUGGCUUGCUAGGAAAACCCGUUGCUACCGAUUUCACAUAUAUGCCCGAAGAAAAGAAAGAAAGAGAGUUUGAAGUUGCAGAUAAAGUAGAUGACAUUCUGGAUUUUUUGCAAGCAACACAAGAAAUCUAUUUUUCUGGCAAGCUAUCAAACUCUGCAGAGUCAGCUGAGAGCUCCGGAAACAUCCAUGAGGUUUUAAAGAGCCUUGAAUCGGGCAUGUUGUCCUCAUCAGAUAUUGCACAUCUGCGUCAAAUGAAAUCAUUCGUCCUUCUGCAGAAUGUGGAGGAACUAAACAUUGCCCUGAAAGACUUCAGUACACAUUCAGAGAUGCCUCACGAUCAAGUCACGGCAGUCUCUUCUUUGUUUCGCUACUGGAUUACAGAUAUCCUUCCUGGAAAGGAGGACAGGAAAUGAGCCGAAUGAGAAUCUCCAUCUGUACGGAAUUAAGAUCUAAAACUCCGAAUUAAAUCUGAGGAUAUUUGGGCAGAAAAAUGUCCUUGAACCAGAAUACAGGUUCACAGUGACACUAUUUAGGUGGGUUUUUGGUUUGGGGGGGGGGAGGGGGGCUUGGGUUUUGUUUGUUUUGGGGUUUUUUUGUGACUGGCCGAAUCUGCAAAG
This is a messenger RNA of Notechis scutatus (mainland tiger snake), 1312 nucleotides long. The record is from RefSeq and is a predicted model, not a curated record. Lineage: Eukaryota; Metazoa; Chordata; Lepidosauria; Squamata; Elapidae.